UGCGCGCCAGCGAGCCGCGUCUUCGCCAGCAUCUGCCGCCGCCGCGUUUUUGCGAAGCCCAGGGACGGACCCACGGACCGCCUGGCGGACGGACGAGGGCACUCGCUUUGUGCUCAGGUCCAGCUUCAGCGAGGCUCCGGGCUUGCAGCGCGCGGCUACCCUGCCCGCCUGCGGCCACCCGGCUCCGGCGGCCUCGGCACGCGUGGGGCUAGAGGUGCGGGAGCCGCUCUCUGCCGGUGGGUCCCCCGCACCGCUGAACCCGGGCCGCCGGCGCUGCGGCCCCGAGGGCUCUGCGAGCCCCCGCUCCCCGCCGGGCCGCUCCGAGCAACGGUGCUCCUGGGCUCCAAACUCGGGCUGCCGGGGCAAGUGUCUUCAUGAACCCAGAGGAUGUCCGGGAAGCACUACAAGGGUCCUGAAGUCAGUUGUUGCAUCAAAUAUUUCAUAUUUGGCUUCAAUGUCAUAUUUUGGUUUUUGGGAAUAGCAUUUCUUGGAAUUGGACUGUGGGCAUGGAAUGAAAAAGGCGUUCUGUCCAACAUCUCUUCCAUCACCGACCUCGGCGGCUUUGACCCAGUUUGGCUGUUCCUUGUGGUGGGAGGAGUGAUGUUCAUUUUGGGAUUCGCAGGGUGCAUUGGAGCUCUACGGGAAAACACUUUCCUUCUCAAGUUUUUUUCUGUGUUCCUGGGAAUUAUUUUCUUCCUGGAGCUCACUGCUGGGGUCCUGGCGUUUGUUUUCAAAGACUGGAUCAAAGACCAGCUGUAUUUCUUUAUAAACAACAACAUCAGAGCGUACAGGGAUGAUAUUGAUUUGCAAAACCUCAUAGACUUCACCCAGGAAUAUUGGCAGUGCUGUGGGGCUUUUGGAGCUGAUGAUUGGAACCUAAAUAUUUACUUCAAUUGCACAGAUUCCAACGCAAGUCGAGAGCGAUGCGGCGUGCCGUUCUCCUGCUGUACUAAAGAUCCUGCAGAAGAUGUAAUCAACACUCAGUGUGGCUAUGAUGCCAGGCAAAAGCCAGAAGUUGAUCAGCAGAUUGUAAUCUACACAAAAGGCUGUGUGCCCCAGUUUGAGAAGUGGCUGCAGGACAAUUUAACUAUCGUGGCUGGUAUUUUCAUAGGCAUUGCUUUGCUGCAGAUUUUUGGGAUAUGCCUGGCCCAGAAUUUGGUUAGUGACAUUGAAGCUGUCAGGGCUAGCUGGUAAAGCCCCUGCAACAGCUGCUGCAAGACACUGGACAGACCCUUGCCUUCCUGCUCGUCCAGCAUGCUGAGCUGACAUCCAAGCUGCAGGGACCCUGGUCACAGAGGCAUCCUGCCAUCCCACCUGGCUGAGCUGCAAAGAACUUGUGUUUUUUUUGUUUGUUUGUUUUUUGUUUUUGGGGGGAGGGGGGAUAAAACUGGGAAAUGCUGCUGCUCACUGACGAAUUUAAAAAGAAAAAUAACCAUUAUGAAAGUCAUUGCACCGUGAAUCUACUGUAGCCAUGGAUUUAUGGAACGUUGGAAACUUACCCAAAAAAAAAGGGUGGGGGACGCUGAUGUGCUUACAUGGAAACAGAAUACCCUUGGAUUUGUAGGAAAUACCAUGUUCUCUACCUGUGCAAUUGGAGGGCUGACAGAAGUCACAACUUGAAGGGACUGGCUUCUGUGCCGCAGCCUGAGGAAGUACAUCUUUUCUAAAACUCAGUCUCUUAACUGGGAGCGUGUUUGGGGACCUCCCUCCACAAUGUGAUUCAAGCAGCUGUUACAACUGUCAUCCCAAGAAGAAACCAGCUUGUCUUUGAGUUCAUAUUUUGAGGUAAUCGCAUUGAAUAAGUAACUUGUAAAGGGCACACUUGGUCUACUCUGGAGUGUCUCCUUGUAAGGGACGUUGUGUAUUCCAUGUGCACUGAGCCAGGGUGUUGAAACACUUCCUCAUGCUGUAUUUUAGCAGGACCUUUUUCUAAGCAGACCUGAGCUUUAUCAAUGAAAUGCAAGGAGAAAAAAAAUGAGGUAUUAGCCAACCCCCUUCUUACCCCCCCAACUGGUUGUCGGAUUCUUUGGAAACUCUGGAAUACUCUGUGUUGGGGUUUUUGUUUCUUGUAGGUUUUGUUUUGUCUCCCAAAGGUGAAAGCUAUGAUUCAGUUUCUCUUAUAUUUUAAAAUGUUCUCGUACUCAGCUCGACUGUUUUUCUUUUGUGUAAUCCUACCUGCAUGCCCUGUGAAUCAAUCCACCAUCUCCCUUUCCUGCCAUCCUUCCUACGAACAUUUGAAAAUGUUUUUGGUCAGCAUUUAUUUCCUGGGCUCAUGGCCUUUAUGCGGUCGUGGCAGGAAGAGACCAGCUGUGCCAUCGCAAAUGCUUCCAUGAACUCAACAGACUUGUUACAGGGCUGAGCCUCGUGGCCUCCUGCACCCUCUCCCUCUUUCUCUUUGAAUGGAACUAAACCCAAUUCCAAAGCAGUGUUGACACAAUCAAAAAGCUUCCUUUUUUUUUCCUUUCCUGUUUUAGUUUGCCUUUAUUAAAAGAACGCAUGACCCCAGCUCCUUCUGUUCUCUUAUUGUAGACUAACCAUCAGAGUAGUUAACAAAGCACAAACACUUUGGAGGGGAGUACAUUAAGCUGGGGCAAAUGUCUGUGACACAAAGUGGGAAACCACUUGCCUGGCACUGGUGCUGCUGCCCCUGCCCCUGCUCCACUAAGUGGGGCAAGAUUUGCCCCCAGAUUUUCCUCCAACUGGUAUCCCCUGAAUAUGUCCACCAGAUAUUGCUCUCCUGGGGAGCAGAUACUAGUCUGUGGAAUGCUGGGAAAACCACAGGCAUAUUUUACAGCACAUAACUGGGCAGCUAGCUAGCAUGCUUGGUGGAAAUUUAGCAAGGUUUUCCAUUUCAGCCCCAUGUGGCCUCACUGCAGCUGAUGGCUGUGUCAUUGUGCUCAGAUACAGGACAACAAUUCUUUUAAAAUCUAGUCUCCACAGUUUGGGUGUGUGUCUGACUGUGCACGUGUGCUUGUGUGUCUGUAUAGUUAGAGAUGUUUAAUCCAUAUCCCAGCUGUACGAUUAUCUCAUUUCAUCUCUUCCCACACCACAGUUGUUUUGUAAUUUCAUGCCAUCAUGGAGAAGACUUGAGCUCUCCAAUAGGCAUGUUUGUCUUUUUUUGUUUAUUACCUCAUUCUCCGGUGAACUCCACUUGACCAGUUAAUUCAGAAUCAGACGAUAUCCCCACCCUUAGGCACAUCCAGUGAAAGGCCAAACACCAAGUCCAAGUGAAUUAUAAAUUUUAAUCACCCUUUAUUUUUUACACUUGAGAGUGGUUGUCAUAAAGGCUGUCAUUAAUAAACUUGGUUCUACCUUA
This is a messenger RNA of Choloepus didactylus (southern two-toed sloth), 3316 nucleotides long. It is a transcript of the gene TSPAN5, whose product is annotated as tetraspanin 5. Gene Ontology annotation, cellular component: membrane. The record is from RefSeq and is a predicted model, not a curated record. Lineage: Eukaryota; Metazoa; Chordata; Mammalia; Pilosa; Megalonychidae. Gene Ontology annotation, biological process: regulation of vascular endothelial growth factor signaling pathway; protein localization to plasma membrane; protein maturation. The coding region runs from base 388 to 1194 and encodes 268 amino acids. The transcript has 8 exons.